AUGGCGCUUUCCAACACAGGAAGCACUCCUCUCACCUUCAAGCGUUCGCUUCGACCAAUCCUUAGACGAAAUGGCGAGACAAAGUGGCCCCAUGGCGUCGCAUCAGGUGGCACAGUCACCGACAUGCUUGAGCAUCUGAGCUUAACGAAAAUUACGAGCGACUAUGCAAUUGUAAUUUGGCUGCAGGCGCAUUACAUUGAGCCAUUUGGACGGAUAGAGAGACUGGACGGGUUGGUGGUCAAUGACGAACCAAACCGGGUGAACCUAGAGCAUGCUUAUGAGCGUUAUGUCAGCGUUCUAGGCGGUUUUACCAGAGAUCAAAAGCUAUGGGUGCCAGGUCUUGAGCCGACCAACCCGUUGCGACGUCAUGGUGGCAAGGUCACGAUACCAGAGACGCCGCUGAACAUCGAGUACAAGGACUGGCGUGCGAGCGAAAUCUUCUCUAAGAACGGGCAUGAGGUCAUGAGGAAAUCCAAAUUUGAAAGCAGCUGGACGGAUGCGAAUCGCUGGAGUCGGACGAUCUGGAGUGCGCCGAGUGUCAAGACCGUUGUCAAGAAUGCAGAUCUGGCCCGUCAGAGUUUUCAACCAUCAUGGACACUGCAAGCCCCAACACCGAACAAAGUCGUCAAGGGAGGUGAGCCAGGUAGCGAGGGUGUUGCGAAGAUCGAUCGCUACGACGAGUUCGCAUGCACUGUCACCCGCCAAAUCGACAAGCUCAAAUACGAUGUCGCAAGGUACUCUUGA
Parastagonospora nodorum SN15 is the source of this 744-nucleotide messenger RNA. RefSeq lists its product as hypothetical. The transcript has 4 exons. NCBI's taxonomy places the organism in Eukaryota, Fungi, Ascomycota, Dothideomycetes, Pleosporales, Phaeosphaeriaceae. The coding region runs from base 1 to 744 and encodes 247 amino acids. The record is from RefSeq and is a predicted model, not a curated record.